Messenger RNA from Polyodon spathula (Mississippi paddlefish), 1891 nucleotides. RefSeq names its product cAMP-dependent protein kinase catalytic subunit beta. The transcript has 10 exons. Bases 242 to 1297 code for a protein of 351 amino acids. The record is from RefSeq and is a predicted model, not a curated record. Gene Ontology annotation, molecular function: cAMP-dependent protein kinase activity; ATP binding. Lineage: Eukaryota; Metazoa; Chordata; Actinopteri; Acipenseriformes; Polyodontidae. Gene Ontology annotation, cellular component: nucleus; cAMP-dependent protein kinase complex. Gene Ontology annotation, biological process: peptidyl-serine phosphorylation.
CUGAGAAUCAACACUGGGUAGAUAUUGAGGGGAGAAAGAGUGUGUGUUUGUGUUAGAAAGAUAGAGACGAGAUAUCCCUGACAUUAACAACACAAACAAGAAGAUUAAGAAGAAGGGCGGACACACAAGGUUUUCUUUUUAAUAUAGAAAAUCGAGGGACAGGAAAGCGACGGGUAACCCUCCACCUCCAGUAGCAGUAUCGCCAUCUCUGCACUUGAGCCACUGCCGUGUCUUCCUUACGAUGGGAAACGCUGCUACCGCCAAGAAAGGCAAUGAGCUGGAGAGCGUGAAAGAGUUCUUAGCCAAAGCCAAAGAAGAUUUCUUAAGAAAAUGGGAAUGUCCAUCACAGAGUACCACUGGUCUAGAUGACUUUGAGAGGCAAAAAACCCUUGGCACAGGCUCAUUUGGAAGAGUUAUGUUGGUAAAGCAUAAAGGAACAGAGCAGUACUAUGCCAUGAAGAUACUGGAUAAGCAGAAGGUUGUCAAACUAAAGCAGAUAGAGCACACGUUAAAUGAGAAGAGAAUAUUACAGGCUGUGUGCUUCCCGUUCCUUGUAAGGUUGGAGUAUGCCUUUAAGGACAACUCUAAUUUAUAUAUGGUGAUGGAGUAUGUUCCAGGAGGAGAAAUGUUUUCACAUCUUAGAAGAAUCGGAAGGUUUAGUGAACCCCACGCACGAUUUUAUGCAGCUCAGAUAGUACUGACAUUUGAGUACCUCCAUUCACUAGACCUCAUCUACAGAGAUCUGAAACCUGAAAAUCUUUUAAUCGAUCAACAUGGGUACAUCCAGGUCACAGACUUUGGCUUUGCCAAAAGAGUAAAAGGCAGAACUUGGACGUUGUGUGGAACUCCAGAAUAUCUGGCUCCAGAGAUUAUCCUCAGCAAGGGCUACAACAAAGCUGUGGACUGGUGGGCACUGGGUGUUCUAAUCUAUGAAAUGGCAGCGGGCUAUCCUCCAUUCUUUGCUGACCAGCCUAUUCAAAUAUAUGAAAAAAUUGUCUCUGGAAAGGUACGAUUCCCCUCACACUUCAGUUCAGACUUGAAAGACCUUCUGAGGAAUUUACUUCAGGUAGAUCUGACCAAACGGUAUGGCAAUCUGAAGAAUGGUGUAAAUGACAUUAAGAACCACAAAUGGUUUGCAACUACAGAUUGGAUUGCCAUCUACGAGAGAAAGGUGGAAGCCCCUUUCAUACCAAAGUGCAGAGGCCCUGGGGAUACAAGCAACUUUGACGACUAUGAAGAAGAGGACAUCCGCGUGUCUGUUACAGAAAAAUGUGCAAAAGAGUUUUCAGAUUUUUAGAAUGUGAGCGAGGUUGCAUCAGGGCUCGUAUAUUGGGAUCUUUGCACUCUGCUAAGAGAUGUGGUGGAGCUGAGACCAUCAUAUUUGUUAAAACAAUUACCUAGUUCCUUCAUUCCACAAGGCUGAAUGAAGUCCUUAAUGCCAUGGUCCUUGAGCGCAGUUAGCACUAACCCUCAUACACAGGCACAUUUAAGCAGACACUCCCUGUGCUGCGAUACAAAAUACUAGACCACUUUCUUAACUUUUUGUUUAUUUUGAGUUCUGAAGCAGUUGUCUUUGUCUUUUAAUGUUGUUCUCCUCCCCCCUCUUUUUUUUAAACAAAGUGGUAUUUUACAAAAGAAAAAAAACAUUUUAUGUCUAUUUAAUGAUUGAGUGAUUGUAUCAGAAGGUGUUGCACUUGGUGUGAUAUAGGUUGAAAUGAAAGAAAGGUGUUGCUUCUAGUGUUUGCCAACCAACGGUUUUUGUCUUUUACGUGUCUGAGACUUUAAAAGUUAUUAAAGAAAAAUAUUCUCGUAGCUCAGACUAGAAUCUAGUCAACAUUCUUGGCAUCUUUAGGAAGUAGUACUUGUUCUUUGUGUGUGUAUAUAUAUAUAU